Messenger RNA from Suillus subaureus, 820 nucleotides. RefSeq lists its product as uncharacterized. The record is from RefSeq and is a predicted model, not a curated record. Gene Ontology annotation, molecular function: dipeptidase activity. The transcript has 4 exons. NCBI's taxonomy places the organism in Eukaryota, Fungi, Basidiomycota, Agaricomycetes, Boletales, Suillaceae. Bases 235 to 588 code for a protein of 117 amino acids.
AUCUCAUCAGGAUGCACAUGGGGUCUUUGUGAUGGCCCUUUAUCUUUCCACUGACCAUGUCUGACAUGAUAGUUUGGCGACCAGAAGAUGAUCCAAACAUCAGACCUCUGCUUCAAGAGGGCCAGGUAUACAGACCAGACAUACUCAACGUGAUCCUACGCUCACGUAUAUUCGAAAGACCAUCCAGAGCUGAGGUUCGAAGAAAAAUAUGCCCAUGACACAUACACUACGUGAAUGGAAAAACAUGGUUUCACAGUUACCAAAAAAUAUCAUCUUGAGACUGCCUGGGUGGCUACAUACACUCAUGGACAGGGAGGGCACGUUCUAGGUAUCAACUCUGAGAUGGAUGCGCUCCCUGGAAUCGGACACGCUUGUGGACACAACCUUAUUGGGAUAUCCGGAGUAGCGGUAGCCCUCGCAGCUAAGGCUGCUAUGGAGAGGCUGAACAUCAAUGGAAAGGUGGUUCUGCUGGGUACACUUGCCGAGGAAGGUGGCUUUGGCAAGAUCAUGCUGUAUGAAAAGGGGGCAUAUGACGAGAUGGAUGCGUGUCUCAUGUUAGCUCUUUUACCAGUGAUCCAUAUCAGAUGACCAGCAUUACUUAACCUACUUUGGAGGUGCCAUCCCACACCUGGCCCCCGCCACUCCAUUAGUUUGACUAGCUGCUUCUCUUUUUCUCUCACCACUGUAGAGUAUCAAGGUCAUACUGCUCACGCUGGGUUGAACCCUUGGGAGGGACAAAAUGCACUUGAUGCGGCUGUCCUAGCAUACAAUAACAUCUCUCUUCUUCGUCAGCAGAUUAAACCUACUCAUCGCGUGCACG